UGAAGUGAUUCUAACAGAAUUAAUGAUUAAAGAAAAGGCGGCUUUAUUUGCAAAUGCCUUGGGUCUAGGCAAUGAUGCUUUAAAAUUUUCCAAUGGAUGGAUUCAUAAAUUUAAACAGCGCAAUAAUCUAAGAAAUUUUAAAUUACAUGAAGAAGCCAACAGUGCACCACUAUUAUCACUUCCAGAAUAUAGAGAAAAAUUGC
Molecule: messenger RNA, 203 nt
Organism: Dentiscutata heterogama
Lineage: Eukaryota; Fungi; Glomeromycota; Glomeromycetes; Diversisporales; Gigasporaceae
Source: the annotation of a GenBank genome assembly